Messenger RNA from Pristis pectinata (smalltooth sawfish), 5381 nucleotides. RefSeq names its product NACHT, LRR and PYD domains-containing protein 3-like. Gene Ontology annotation, cellular component: cytoplasm. Lineage: Eukaryota; Metazoa; Chordata; Chondrichthyes; Rhinopristiformes; Pristidae. The transcript has 12 exons. The record is from RefSeq and is a predicted model, not a curated record. Bases 177 to 3275 code for a protein of 1032 amino acids. Gene Ontology annotation, molecular function: protein binding.
CCUUCUUCGCCGUUUUUCUUACUGACAUCAGAUGAAGCGAGUCGACGACAAAUAGACUGCGGACAGAGACGGGCUCCGGCUCCCGGUGUGGGGAGGUGAGGAAGAGGGUUCUUGGGAUGGGCGUGAAGACGACGUUCCCCUUGGAGCGGCAGAAUCUGUGAACACCGGAGACCACCAUGGCUGAAGGUGCAGACAGGGGAGCAGAUCCAGUGACAACAAAAAGAAAGAAGAAGAAGGGUGGCACGUUCACUUGGGUGCAGAAUGUUUUCAAGCGGUUUUUCCCAGGGAAAGGUGAUGAACUUACAAGCUGCUUAAGUUCAGACCAACGUCCCGUUGAGAGCGUUGUCCCUGUGGAGUGUGAUCUGUCUGCAGUGAGAAGGGAACAAAGUCAGUCGGGAGGAAGUCCAGAGAGGGACGGUGAUGAGGUCCCUCAAGCUGACCCACGUGAAGCGAUUCAUUCCCUUCGAGGCUCAUUAAACAAGGAACUGUCAAGCUUCGACCAGGUGACAGAUCCAAAGUCCUCACUGUCUGAGCUCCUGACACAGUGGGACAAUUCCCAACUGUUCCAGCUGGGAAAAUUCUACCAGGAUAGACUGACAGAGGCGAUUGAAGAACGGGUUGAAGGUCUCAGCCAACUGUUGAGAUACGAGGGACAUUUCAGCGGACCUGAACAUGAGAAAGUCACUGAGCUCGUGGGGAAUGGAAACCGGACAGAAGGUUCCAAACUCUUCCUCAGUCUGGUGACGGGAAAAGGCUCCGCAACUCGGAGGGUGAUGUGGGAAUCCUUUGUAAAAAUGAGGAAGGAGUUACCAAAGUUGGGCAGAAUACUGAAAGAAAUCCAGGAUCUCGGUCCUGAUCCACAUCAACACAUGAACAUCGCCCAAGGUUCAUCUGAAUUACCCGCUGAACUGAAAGAUGUUCAACAGAAACACAAGGAGAUCCUGCGGGCACAGACUGAAACCCUGAGAGUGAACACCAUCCUGAUGAGGGAAAAGGUGAAGGUUUUCCAGCUGGUUGAUCGAUACGCUGAGCUCACGGUCAUUUCCACUGUUCGAGGUAGGAGACUUGUGGAACAUGAGCUGCUGGCAAGAGGCCGGGACCACGAAAGGUGGAGAGAGGAACAUCUCAGGGGAGAGCUGGAAAAAAUCCGGACUGAUCAAUUGUUCGGGAGCAGCUUUUCCCGCAGCAAAUCCAAAUCUGGUAGUUCGGCAGUAGUGACCGGAGUGGCUGGGAUCGGGAAAACAACAAUGGUGGAAAAGAUCGUUUCUGACUGGGCCACGGGCAAAAUAUACCAACAAUUUCAAUUUGUCUUCAGAUUCAAGUUCCGUGAUUUAAACACGAUUAAUUGUACAAUAAACCUGUGGAACCUUGUGAUAUUAUUUUAUCCUUACUUGGGGAAGGUUCUGGAAAGGUUGUGGAAGAUCCCAGAGCGGUUGCUGUUUACAUUCGAUGGUUUGGAUGAAUUCAAGGACAGAAUCGAUUUCGCUGACAGUCGGAGAGACACAGAACCUCAGCACAUGUGCACUGAUCCUGAAUUCCGGUGUAAGGUGUCUGAUAUUGUGUACAGUUUAAUCCAGCACAAGCUGCUCCCGGGGUGUUCAGUGCUGGUGACCACCCGCCCCACUGCGUUACAUUUAUUGGAAAAGGCGGAGAUCAGUGUCUGUGCUGAAAUCCUGGGAUUUGUUGGUGAGGAACGGAAGGAAUAUUUCAACAGGUUUUUUGAAGGUCAGGCGGUGGCAGCAGCUGUUUUCAAACACGUGGAGGAGAACGAGAUCCUGUACACCAUGAGUUACAACCCCUCCUACUGCUGUGUCCUCGGUCUGGCACUGGGACCCUUCUUCACACAAAGUCAAAGGGACCCGCAGCGAGUUCCCAAGACCAUCACCCAACUCUAUUCCUACUAUAUUUACAACAUCCUGAAAAACCACAGCCGUGAGAUUGAAAGCCCCCGUGAUGUGUUACUGAGGGUUGGUCAGAUGGCCUUCACAGGAGUUUCCGAGAGGAAGAUUGUGUUUACAGAUGGAGAUUUGAUCGAGUACAAUCUGCAACCUUCCCAGUUCCUGUCCGGGUUCCUGAUGGAACUUUUGGAGAGAGAGGAUUGUGCCCGGAGCGUGGUGUACACAUUCCCACACCUCACCAUUCAAGAGUUUGUCGCCGCACUCGCACAGUUCCUGACUCCAGAUCCCGGGGAUAUCCUGAAACUACUCACAGAUGCCCACAGUAAGGAAGAUGGGCGAUUUGAAAUAUUUCUCCGUUUUGUUGCCGGCCUUUCCUCCCCAGGGUCAGCUCGGGUGCUGGAGGAUUUUCUGGGUCCAUUUUCUCAUCAAACAACCUGCGGAGUGAUUGACUGGGUGAAGGAGGAGGUGAAACGUCAGAUUGGAAACACAGAGAGUGAAGAUGGUGAAUGGACCGAGAUGGAGGCUCAGAAAAGCAGGCUCCUCCACAUAUUGCACUACCUAUUUGAGUCUCAAAACCCUGGACUGGCUCAGGCGACACUGGGAUCUGUGGAAACACUUUCAUUCCGUACAUUACGGCUGACCCCGAUUGACUGCGCGGUCCUGUCUAACGUCAUUAGGCUCUGUGAGACAAUAAAACUUCUCGAUCUGUCUGGCUGCUACAUUCAAUCUGAAGGACUCGAGCGGCUGGGACCCGGGCUCCACAAGUGCCAGGGGUUGAGGCUGGAGGGGAUCAGUAUCACAGAUUCUGGUGCUGAGGAUCUCACCUCCGCUCUCAGUACAAACAGCUCACUGACGGAGCUCGACUUGGGUUAUAAUGAACUGGAAGAUUCGGGAGUGAAGCUGGUGUCUGCUGUUCUGAUGGACCUGGAGUGGAAAAUACAGAAACUGCAGCUGGGGAAUAACAGUCUCAUAGAUUCUGGUGCCGAGGAUCUCUCCUCCGUUCGCAGUACAAUCCGAUCUCUGACGGAGCUGGACAUGGGAUAUAAUGAACUGGGAGAUUCAGGAGUGAAACUGAUGUCUCAGGCUCUCAGGGACCCGGAGUGUAAAAUACAGAGCCUGUGGCUGGGGUCUGUUGGUCUCACAGAUUCUGGUAUCGAGGAUAUCAUCUCCGCUCUCAGCACAAACCGCUCUCUGACGGAACUGGACCUGAGUUAUAACUCGCUCACAGACAGAUCUAUCCCCGCUCUCCGCCACCUCAUCCUGACCCUCCCGAGUCUGGAGCAGAUUGAGCUGCGGGGGAAUGAAUUCAGUCGGACCGGGGAUAAGGAAUUGCGAUCUCUGCAGGAGCCCAGACCCGAACUGACAAUGAUCCUGUGAACACCUGAAUGAAGAAGCGUCACAGCCCGUGGGCUGCGAAUAAUUUUGGCCGAGUUCCCGCCCUCCCCUUUAAACGUCCGUACUCCGAGUUUGAACAGCAACGGUUCCCAGCUCGACUGAGGGCGGUGUGACGUCGGAUGGUCAUUCACAGCGCUGGGAAAUCUGAUCAGUAAUUUCCUGUACGGUUUAAUGUCUCCUGAAUGAUCCGAGUGAGAGACUCAGACCCACGUACCCACGGAGUAUUGUUACGAACCAGCAACAAAAGAAACACACUGAGUCAUGAUUCAGUGUUUAAAACUACUUUAUUAAUAUCUACUUAUGAUAAUAAGAAAAAUGAAAGUAAAAAUGUUAGAAUGUUAGAAGCAAAAAUGUUAAACCUUGAACAUUAACCCCAAAACUAAGUUCUUCGUGUGUGUGUGGCAAAGUCCCAAACUCCAAUUCCAGGAAUGGAGUUUGCUGAAGUUCAGUUCAGCGAGCCAUAAGGUGAAACAUGAGCAAAGGCUCCUUAAACAACGACCGUUGUCUGAAGAUAAGACGUAGAUGUAGAGAGAACAUGGAGAAUAAUUACGGAAUCCAAGUGUUCCACGAUGGAACCCAGACGACACUCCAGUGUUUACUCGGUAGUGACUUCCUCACCCCGAAAAGCAUCAGAAUCGUGGACAUCCACACAAAUACCUGUUUCCUUCUUCAGAUGAUUUUGGAGGGCUUGGAGAGAAUUUUGGGGACCCUGCCGACGACGUUUGGGCCACCCUCGGGUGUGCUAACUCUCUCCGCUCGGCUACAACCGGCAUUGCAGCGGACGACGGCUCCCGACCAACGGCUGCAGAAAGAGGGGCUUCAACGGGAGGCGGUCGGUGAGAUCGGAAGCCUGGUCUAGUCUGCCAUCUGCCAGUCAAACUAAUGGAACAUUUUUCCCUCUCGCAUCGUGCCCAGUGGUGCAGUGCAGUCGGGUGAUUCUGGAAAUCGACAGUCAGAGAUAUCCAGACAUCAGCAUUCACCUCAUUGCGGACAUUCUCCAUUGACUCCUCGAUCAACUGAGAAAUCUGGACUGUGCAAUAAGUUGUUAUAACAGAGUGGAAAAUUUAUUGGACGUGUCUGUACGCAACCGUUCCACUUUCCCUGUAAAAUAACCCCGCACCUCAAAGUAACCCAAGAACAAGAUUGGUGCUGAACUGAAUUUCUCCCCAAUGGGCACAAUGGACCCUCUGCCACAUGGAGUCUGUCUGCGGGUUGGUUUCACAGCUCAGAAGGGCUUUCCAUGCAUCACUCGUGGAAGGCCUGUAUGGAAGUUUGGGCAGGGCUCCCGCUCCUGCCGGGUGUGCGCGAACCGCCACGGGCUGACAGCGAAGUACGGCCUGAACAUGUGCCGCCAGUGCUUUCGGUAGUACGCCAAGGACAUCGGUUCGUCAAGUUGGACUAAAUUACGAAUGGAGCAGAACUGUAGUGAGAAAAGGAACUCUCCAUGGCAUGUUCAGCUGUGAUCAUCUGACAGAAGCAAACUUUUUGUAAUGUUCCAAUUUUGUAAAUAAAAUUGACUUGUCAUUAGUGCUGGAAAAAAAAAGUCCUGAAUGGAAUGUAACGUAGAUUAUUGACGGCGGAGCUCCGAGGAGUGUUUGUUCUCAGAGUCAAUAUGUCACAACACCGAUACAGAAGCUGGGAGACGUUUCCCCAUUUGGAAAGUAGCGUUGCCUUGUUAAUCAUUUCAUUUCUCACUGACGCGCAUCCUAAUGUGCUGUGGAACACAGAUCUCCUGGACCCGGGAAAGAACGGAGAAGUCCAACACCGUUCAAGAGAAAUUGCGACGGACGCAGGCGAUCUGAACAAGCUGGCCCCAGUUACAUUUCAUUCUUGACAAAGAAGUUCAAUCAGAGUCGAUAUUCAGCAACUCAGAGGGAGAAGCAGUUGUACAGAAAAUGGGUGAAUAAAGUGAGUCCCUGACGAAUUAGGAAUCGGUCUCGGAGGGGAGUUAGGGCCCUUAGCUGAAAAGGACUUGUUUUAGGAACUGCAAGAUGAUUGGUUCUCCCGAAGUACAGAGUGAGAUUGAGGAAGUGAUGUCCCCAUGCGAAUGUAACAUUCAUGUAUUGUAAAUAAAUGUAAAUAAGCUAA